Acytostelium subglobosum LB1 is the source of this 1404-nucleotide messenger RNA. RefSeq lists its product as hypothetical. The transcript has a single exon. The record is from RefSeq and is a predicted model, not a curated record. Lineage: Eukaryota; Evosea; Eumycetozoa; Acytosteliales; Acytosteliaceae. The annotation marks the transcript as partial.
UAUCAUUCACAUGAUGUAGGAAUAAAUACCAAAUGUGGAAUGACCCAUGAUGGUACUGCACUUGAUAAAAUAACUGGCAAUUCAACAAACCCAAGGAGAUAUACAUUUGGUAGUAAGGAAGCAUUCCAGUUGGCACUGUUGGCAAUAGCAUUGAAUGGUUCGACACCUCAUGGAUACGACCCACUGGACUAUUUCCAUAUUCCAAUCGAGCUCACCGCUGCGGAGAAGGCCAUCAUCAACACCGGUGACCCAAGAUUGGACACUGUGCUGGUGACACUCUAUCGCAAGAUGGACACUUUGGAGAAGUUCAACAAAGCGUUGCCAGGCUAUGGCGGCUACAUUCCAUUCCUCGGUGUUAGGGACAAUGGACUCGAGACUACGGUCAAGACCGAUACCGAUGUUGGCUCGCUGGACGACGGUCUGAUGGUGUGGGGUGUGUACGCCGUGUCUCAUGAGCUUGGCAAGACGAGAUACAAGGAUCACGUCCAAUUGUCGCUGAGGUAUCGCAAGUGGUUCGAUAUGAUGGCGGACAAUGCUGUUACUAUGUUCUGGAACAGGACCGCCCUCCACUUUGCCAUGUCCGCUAGAAUGAAGCAGAAUGAUAUUCCAGUGGCCAGCAACACGUAUUGGUCCAACAGUCCAUACGCCUCUCAAGGCCCACUCGAUGGUGAGCCCAUGGGUAUCUUUGGUGACAUGUUUGGAACGUUCGAGAGUCAAGAACUGCGAGACAAGACCUGGAACAUAUUCAAGGUCAACAAAGUCGAUUGGACGACUCCCUCGGGUGUGAUCACAGUGCAGAAGGGCUGGACGUACUCCCCGCACGAGUCAUACAAGUACCUCUUGCUGCCCUACCAGGAUGUCGAAAUCCAGCGUCGUCUGUUGUCCAAUUGUGAGAAGGCCAGGACUUGGUACUCCAACCUCAAUGGCUAUCCAGGCAUGUUUGGCGCGUCCUACAACUCGUCGAGUAAAUACUUUGUCGACGUUGGAGUGCCGCCCUUGUCUGCGCAUGAUAAGCUCAAGACCGACUACUACACGCCAUACGGUGCAUUCCCAACGAUAAUGGCCAAUCACCCUGUAGGACUGGUGUGGUACAACAACAUGUUGAAGGGUCCGGCCAUGCAGGGUCCGUACGGUUCUACCGAGUCUGGUAUGAAUGAUGGUACGAGUGUGUCGUCUAUAAUAUCAUGGGAUACAAAGACAUCGAUUGUAGCAAUACUAGGUGGUAUUGGUGAUAUAGUACGUGAUGCUUUAAUACUUGAUUGUAAGUAUCAAACAUUCAUCGAUAGGAUUCAGACCACCUACACCAAGGCAUUCCCUGUGCUCAAAGGUGAAGACAUACCCUAUGCAAUGCCCAAGGUAACAGCACCAGCCAACGCAGAACGAGCUGACUUUACACUAUGCUCU